GGCCGUUGGUCGGCAGUUUACCUUGGAUAUGGAGCAGACGAACCACCGACGCCGUCGCAGUUGACGGGAGAAAAGUUAGUUUCUAAUACAGUGCCUCAGAUCGUGGCUAGAAGGCCCAGCAGUCCAGUUGACACGACAACCAUAAAGGACGCCGGUGUCCCGCACUUUGUGGGCGACGUCUCGCCACAAGAAGGUGCAGUUUCAGCGUGUUUCCACGAGAGACUGAGAUCGAAGCACCUCACUGGGCGACGUUCGCUUUGUAGUCGGCCCGACAGCAGGGCCCGCACAUUGCAUAGUGGGCCUGCGCGCUGGAGCCCAGCACGGUGACAGCGAUCAUGGCACUGCAGAGGUGCGGUCUCUUGGCCGGCCAGGUCACUGGAAGUAAUUUCAAGUGAUGUGUUGGCGGCAGAAGAGGAAUUUAUCUUGACAAGAGAGCGAGGACGUUGUUUAUAAUGGCGAAGAGGGAGAAUGUUCUGCAGAGGAUUAAUACAGAGCUAGAGGACGGCUGGGAGGCCAAGCUGCAUCACAAUGGGCGGAUCUACUAUGUCAACCACAAGACCCAAACGACAUCAUGGCUACCUCCACGGGAAAACUGGGGCUCGAACACUGGUUUACCGUACGGCUGGGAGACAGGCGUUGACCGCCACGACAAGGAGUACUUUAUCAAUCACGUGGACAGGUUCAGUACUCGCGACGACCCCCGCCUUGACCCUGACUACAUUGAGCCUCCGCGCCCGAGGGAGGUGGAGCUGCUGAGAGAUCCAGACAAGGGCUUCGGCUUUGUGGCUGGCAGCGAGAGGCCGGUGGUGGUUCGCUUCGUUACCGAGGGUGGCCCGAGUGAAGACAGACUGUUGCCUGGCGACCAAAUCUUGAAGAUCAAUGGGGAGGAGGUGCGGAGGGCUCCACGCGAGAAGGUUAUCGAACUUGUCAGAUCGUGCAAGCAGUCAAUUGUACUGACUGUGUGCCAGCCCUACACAGACAAUUCCACUAGGAAGUCAGCGCUGUUGACGGCGGCCAAAAAGGCCAAAUUAAAAAACAACCCAUCGCGAGUUCGAUUCGCCGACGCCGUGAUGGUCAACGGAGCGAGCAUCGUGAAUACGGAAAACUCGCCAUCACCUGUGGAGAGUUACGUGCCUUUUAUGCCAAACGUCUUAAAGGUCUUCCUGGAGAAUGGUCAGACCAAGUCCUUCAAGUACGACAACAAGACCACGGUCAAGGAUGUUGUUCUGUCGCUGCAAGAAAAACUGAGCAUCAAGUGUAUUCACCACUUCAGCCUGGUGGUGCAGAACAUGAAGAGCAACACGGGCACCGCGGCCAAGAUGACCCUGCUGCAUGACCACGAGACCCUAGCAGAGAUUGCAGCCAGACCUGGAGCUCGGCAUUUCCGCUGCUUGUUCAGGGUGAUGUUUGUACCCAAGGAUGCCUACGAUUUACUGAAGGACGAUCCCAUUGCGUUCGAGUAUUUUUAUCUUCAGUGCUGUAACGAUGUACUGCACGAGCGUUUCGCCUCGGAGAUGAAGUACGACACGGCCCUGCGCCUGGCAGCCCUGCACAUCCAGCAGCAUGCCGUCAGCACCAACAUGGCAGCCAAGAUCUCCAUCAAGGCCAUCGUCAAGGAGUGUGGGCUGGAGAAGUUUGUAUCCAAGAGUCUAAGAGAAUCCAUGAAAGGCAAGGAUCUCAAGCGCAUGCUAGCACAGUACCUCAAAAUGAACCAAAGCCUUGCGGCUCCUGGCCAAAAACAACUGACAGCUCUGCAGGCUAAACUGCACUACAUGAAGAUCAUCAGUGAACUCAAGACUUUGGCUCAAGGGUCUUCAUGGUCACCUUGCUGGUGUGUUUUUUGGGCCUUUUAACAUGUUUUCUUCAAU
This is a messenger RNA of Pomacea canaliculata, 1868 nucleotides long. Its product is annotated as FERM and PDZ domain-containing protein 4-like. NCBI's taxonomy places the organism in Eukaryota, Metazoa, Mollusca, Gastropoda, Architaenioglossa, Ampullariidae. Bases 453 to 1853 code for a protein of 466 amino acids. The record is from RefSeq and is a predicted model, not a curated record. Gene Ontology annotation, molecular function: protein binding. The transcript has 13 exons. Gene Ontology annotation, cellular component: cytoskeleton.